UCGUAGAUCAGUCUUGAAUGUAAUCGAUCGAAUUGUUUUAUGAAUCACGAUUUUUGGUUACAAUAGUAUUCGUUAUUUAAUACGUUCUGUAAAUCUUAUGUCGAUGUUAUUUGUUGUAAUUUAUUAUAAAUAAAAUUUUGAUAUCCGAAUUAGUGGCUCAAUUUUUUUAGUGUAAACAUAGUAGAAAUAAUAAAAGUUUUAUGAUAUCUUAAUUAUUUUCAAAUCAUAUUCGAACUUACCGUAAUUACGUAAUUUAAAAAUUAUAAUGGCUCAAAACGUUAAUCCUAGGCUUGAAAGUGGACCAUCAGAUUCUCCUAAGAAAAGUGAAGAUAUGAGCGACAAAAUUGAAUCUAAUAAAGUUGUUCAAAGAUUGCAAAAAGAACUCAUGAGCCUAAUGAUGUCUUGUGAUCAAUCUGUAUCUGCCUUUCCUGAUGGAGAUAAUCUUUUUCGAUGGGUUGCUACUAUUAUUGGACCUAAAGAUACAGCAUAUGAAAAUUUGAAAUACAAAUUAAAUAUGGAAUUUCCACGUGGUUAUCCUUAUAAACCUCCUACUGUAACCUUUGUUACUCCUUGCUUCCAUCCUAAUGUUGAUUUUGACAGUGGUGCUAUAUGUUUAGACAUUUUAAAAGAUAAAUGGUCUGCUAUGUAUGAUGUAAAAGCUAUUCUUAUAUCUUUACAAUCACUUUUAGGGGAACCAAAUAUUGACAGUCCUUUAAAUGUUAAAGCAGCUCAAAUGUGGCCUAGACAAGAAGUUUUUAAAGCAACAUUAUUAAGCACUUACAAAGAGUUUGAAACAAAUUAAUUCUUUAUAUGAGUGUAAUAUAGUGUCAAAUAAUAGUAUUUUUUUCACUUUUAAGUAUAAUUCCAAAAAAAUAGUCUAUUUAUUUAUAUUUGUUUAUUGAGAAGUUUAUCAUUUAAAAUGAAUUAAUAGACAUCAGAAAAAUAUAUUUUCUGUAUUAUGUAUAACAAACAUUUUAAGUAAAUUUUGUAUUUUUGAUGUAUUA
This is a messenger RNA of Daktulosphaira vitifoliae (grape phylloxera), 1004 nucleotides long. RefSeq names its product probable ubiquitin-conjugating enzyme E2 C (gene vih). NCBI's taxonomy places the organism in Eukaryota, Metazoa, Arthropoda, Insecta, Hemiptera, Phylloxeridae. The transcript is spliced from 5 exons. The record is from RefSeq and is a predicted model, not a curated record. The coding region runs from base 266 to 802 and encodes 178 amino acids.